AGGCCGAGCGGGAGGUCGGGGCUGCGGGCGCUCGCUGGUGGCGGACCCGGAGGCUGCUGCGGCGCCGGGGCUCCGUGGCCUGGAUUGAAUCCGAUCGGGAGCCAUGAGCGUGGACAAAGCUGAGCUAUGCGGGUCUCUGCUCACCUGGUUACAGACGUUCCACGUUCCGUCUCCCUGUGCCAGCCCUCAGGACCUGAGCAGCGGCCUUGCCGUAGCCUAUGUGCUGAACCAGAUAGACCCCUCCUGGUUCAACGAGGCAUGGCUCCAGGGCAUCUCGGAAGAUCCAGGUCCCAACUGGAAGCUGAAGGUGACAAGUGGACUCCUGAUUAGAGGACAGACUGGUGAAGAGAUGACCAGGGACGGGCCAGCUAGGCACAUGUCCUGGGUGAUGGGCAGGAAGAGGGACAGAUGUCUGGUCAGCAAUCUGAAGAUGGUCUUACGGAGCCUAGUAGAGUACUCCCAGGAUGUCCUGGCGCAUCCUGUGUCAGAAGAGCAUCUCCCAGAUGUGAGCCUCAUUGGAGAGUUCUCAGACCCGGCAGAGCUCGGCAAGCUGCUUCAGCUGGUGCUGGGCUGUGCCAUCAGUUGCGAGAAAAAGCAGGACCACAUCCAGAGAAUCAUGACGCUGGAAGAAUCGGUUCAGCAUGUGGUGAUGGAAGCCAUCCAAGAGCUCAUGACCAAAGACACUCCUGACUCCCUGUCACCAGAGACGUAUGGCAACUUUGACAGCCAGUCCCGCAGGUACUAUUUCCUAAGUGAGGAGGCUGAGGAGGGGGACGAAUUACAGCAGCGCUGUCUGGAUCUGGAGCGGCAGCUGAUGCUCCUGUCAGAGGAGAAGCAGAGCCUGGCGCAAGAGAAUGCAGGGCUGCGGGAGCGGAUGGGCCGGCCUGAAGGCGAGGGUACCCCAGGUCUCACUGCCAAGAAGCUGCUGCUGCUGCAAUCCCAGCUGGAGCAGUUGCAGGAGGAGAACUUCAGGCUGGAGAGUGGCAGGGAGGAUGAGCGCCUGCGCUGUGCCGAGCUGGAGAGGGAGGUUGCGGAGCUGCAGCACCGGAACCAGGCGCUGACUAGCCUGGCCCAGGAGGCACAGGCCCUGAAGGAUGAGAUGGAUGAACUACGGCAGUCUUCGGAGCGUGCUGGGCAGCUGGAGGCCACGCUGACCAGUUGCCGGCGCCGCUUGGGCGAGCUGAGGGAGCUGCGGCGGCAGGUGCGGCAGCUGGAGGAACGCAACGCCGGCCACGCCGAGCGCACGCGACAACUGGAGGAUGAGCUACGCCGAGCGGGCUCCCUGCGCGCCCAGCUGGAGGCGCAGCGGCGGCAGGUGCAGGAACUGCAGGGCCAGCGGCAGGAGGAGGCCAUGAAGGCCGAGAAAUGGCUAUUUGAAUGCCGCAACCUGGAGGAAAAGUAUGAGUCGGUGACAAAGGAGAAGGAGCGGCUGUUGGCGGAGCGGGACUCCUUGCGGGAGGCCAAUGAGGAGCUGCGCUGCGCCCAGCUGCAGCCGCGGGGGUUGACCCAGGCCGAUCCCUCACUGGAUCCCACCUCCACACCCGUGGAUAACUUAGCCGCAGAGAUCCUGCCUGCGGAGCUCAGGGAGACGCUCCUGCGGCUUCAGCUGGAGAACAAGCGGCUGUGCAGGCAGGAGGCGGCCGACCGGGAGCGGCAGGAGGAGCUGCAGCGCCACCUGGAGGAUGCCAACCGCGCGCGCCACGGGUUGGAGACGCAGCACCGGCUGAACCAGCAGCAGCUAUCCGAGCUGCGGGCCCAGGUGGAGGACCUGCAGAAAGCCCUGCAGGAGCAGGGGGGCAAGACUGAAGAUUCCAUUUUGCUGAAAAGGAAGCUGGAGGAACAUUUGCAGAAGCUUCAUGAGGCAGAUCUGGAGUUGCAGAGGAAGCGGGAGUACAUUGAGGAGCUGGAGCCACCCACUGACAGCAGCACAGCCCGGCGGAUCGAGGAGCUGCAGCAUAACUUGCAGAAGAAGGACGCGGACUUGCGGGCCAUGGAGGAGCGAUACCGCCGCUACGUGGACAAGGCCCGCAUGGUCAUGCAGACCAUGGAACCCAAGCAGCGGCCAGCUGCGGGGGCACCUCCAGAACUCCAUUCCCUGAGGACACAGCUCCGAGAACGGGAUGUCCGCAUCCGACACCUGGAGAUGGACUUUGAGAAAAGCCGAAGUCAGCGGGAGCAGGAAGAAAAGCUGCUCAUCAGUGCCUGGUAUAAUAUGGGCAUGGCCUUGCAGCAGCGAGCUGGGGAGGAGCGGGCGCCUGCCCAUGCCCAGUCAUUCCUGGCACAGCAGCGGCUGGCAACCAAUUCUCGCCGUGGACCCUUGGGACGCCUGGCAUCUCUGAACCUUCGCCCCACUGACAAGCACUGACAGACCUCACAAUCAAGCCAGCCUGGGCUCCACCCACCCUGGCUUCCUCCAGCUCACAUGGCGCCCAGCACUGGGCUUCAGCCAGGUGCUCGAGAGCUUUGAGGCCAUGAUCUCUGCUCUUCCCUCUCCCAGAUUGGUGGGGAGGGAGGGCGGGAGGUAGAUAUAGGCCUGUUCUUUUUAGCAAUGUGAUUCUUGUUGUUGAUUCUCUCUCUGGAGUUCAUGUGCUGCCUCAGGAGACUCUGAUUUUAUAUUUGAGAAAAAUAAAGGCGUUCAAUCUGC
Messenger RNA from Homo sapiens (human), 2644 nucleotides. RefSeq names its product hook microtubule tethering protein 2 (gene HOOK2). The coding region runs from base 104 to 2365 and encodes 753 amino acids. Gene Ontology annotation, biological process: endosome to lysosome transport; lysosome organization; endosome organization. The record is from RefSeq and is marked validated. Lineage: Eukaryota; Metazoa; Chordata; Mammalia; Primates; Hominidae. Gene Ontology annotation, molecular function: microtubule binding. Gene Ontology annotation, cellular component: Golgi apparatus; centrosome; cytoskeleton. The transcript has 22 exons.